AGUGGCGGCGCUUCAGGAGGCCGGAUGAGGGCGGCUGACUGAGGCGGGCGGGGCGGCGAAGAGAUAGCGCAGCGCUUCUUCCAGCUCCGGGACAGGCGCCGGCGGGAAGGCGGCAGCGGGCCAGCAGUCGGAGCGUCUCCAUGGCGCGGCGUGGACUCCUCCUGGGCGGCCGCGGCACCGGCAGCGCCUCCGCUCCUCGCGGCGCUCGGUCCCCCUGAGAGGAAAAGCGCGUCGUCGUCUCUUCCUCCUCCUCCUCCUCCUCCCUCGCUCGCUCGCUCCCUCCCUCCCUUGACGACGGGACUCACUCUCGCCCCCCCGCCGCCGCCGCCCCUCGGAGCGGGCCGGAGAGCGAAGCGGGAGAGCGCCGGGGCCUCAGCCGUCGCCGCGACUGGACUAGGCGCAGUGCCGGGGACCGGAGGAGGCGGCGGCGGCAUUAUUAUUUCUGCCUCUAUGAUGAAGUUCAAGCCCAACCAGACGCGGACCUACGACCGGGAGGGCUUCAAGAAGCGGGCGGCGUGCUUGUGCUUCCGCAGCGAGCGGGAGGACGAGGUUCUUUUAGUAAGUAGCAGCCGGUACCCAGAUCAGUGGAUUGUUCCAGGUGGAGGAAUGGAACCAGAAGAGGAACCUGGUGGUGCUGCUGUCAGAGAAGUCUAUGAAGAGGCUGGAGUAAAGGGAAAACUAGGCAGAUUGCUGGGAAUAUUUGAGCAGAAUCAAGACCGGAAACAUAGGACUUAUGUUUAUGUUCUUACAGUGACUGAAAUCCUGGAAGACUGGGAGGAUUCGGUUAAUAUAGGAAGGAAAAGAGAGUGGUUUAAAGUCGAAGAUGCAAUCAAGGUCCUUCAGUGUCACAAGCCAGUACAUGCAGAGUACUUGGAAAAAUUGAAACUGGGAUGUUCACCAACCAAUGGAAAUUCUGUGGUUUCUUCCCAUCCUGAUAACAACUCUCUAUAUGUUACUCCUGCACAGACUUCUGGGUUGCCCUCAACUGUAAGAUAAAAUUCAGCUACUUUUUUGUUCACCAUCACAAGGGGAGAUGUGUUAGUGGUCAUGUGCUAUGUGUAUAGUCAUUUAAAUUGAGUGUGUGAACACUUUAUGUUCAGACAUAUACAUUCUUUCUUUCUUUUUAGCAAUGUUUAAUAUUUCAACAAACCAAAGCCAUACAGGGAAUUCUAAAAGAUGCCUUAAAUGGUCCUCUUUGUGGCUUUUUAAAACCUGAUUAAAAACAAAACAGGAGUGAAUUUGUAAUUUGGCAUUUGAGUCUGGCUUAAUUUUGUUAAAUUUCCUAAAAAUCAAAAAAUGCUAUUUUUGGGAAACUGUUUUUAAUUUAGUCAUCCUUAUUUCCCUACUUCAGUACAAAAUUUGUUGGACAAGUUAAAAGGCAGUAGAAACCAACAAAGAAGUGCCUUCUAUGUCAAGAAGUGUCCUCCCCAAAUAUUUCACUUACAAAUCCUAACCAGAGUAGUGCCAGCUUGUCUGCCUCUGCCAAUCCUUCACACUGCUCUUGCUUACAAUUAGCCAAACAGGCAGAUUCGAGAAAAAUGUUAACAUGCCAACCCCUUAACCUGCUUGCUCUCCUCUUGCCAAAGUCAGCCUUGGCUUUCUUUGCUAUUCCAGCAGGUGUUGAUUCACUACUGGGGACCAUCCCAGCUUCUUCCAGCCUGUUUCCAAAACACAUGAUUUGGAUCACUAUUGGGAAGAUAACUGUCCUGAGCUUUAAGGAAAAAAAGCAGACUAAAUGGGGUUCUAAUCCUGUUUUAAUGCUUGCAACUAAAAUAUGGCUAUAGAGAUUCUCUAAAUUAUAUGAAGUCUAAUUUCAGAAAUCUCUAAAAGCAUUUACUGUACGCUGAACUUUCCCUUGAUCCCUCAAGUCAUUACUGUGGUUGAGGUAAAGAACUACCUCUAUUAUGAAACUGUCUCUUCUCAUUCUUUCUAUGUAACAUAAACCCACUGUAAAUAAUCCAACUGGUGUAUAGUGUAAAGUGGAAAGAAAAGGUAAUGUAAAUACUCUGUUGCUCACACCAGUAGGUUACUACCUAGGACUUCUGUGUCUUAAUAGCUAUGUAACCAGCAGAAACUUUAAUAGCUCACUCACUGAAUCUUCACCUAGUGAGUUCCUGCUCAUCACAUAACAGAUAAAGGCACAGGAAUCCUGUCUGAGAAAAAGGUGGCAAACUUACACACUAACUUCCAAUACAUUGGGUAAAAAUGCUGCUAUAAAUUAACCCACAUGCUGUUACAAUUUUUAAGGAAAAUAUUGGUGCCAUAUGCUUUCCUUCUAGAAACAUGUGGGAAUCACACAUAGUGCCAUAGAAAUGCAUUUAAGCAAGGAACAUCAGUAAGAGGUUUGGUUGUGAGUGUUGCUUCAAGAGCCAUAAGUACUAUUAACUGGAGAUGGACUUGCAACAUCUUGCUCAGGUUUGAACUUCCAGGAGUUACUGGCUUCAGAGAAUUUGAGUGGAGCCGUAGAUGUCAUCAGUUUUGUGCUUGAAGAGCCUUACUUUCCAUAUUCUGAUUCAGAUGGUCAAAAGAACAUUCAGAGUAGACUGGUGGCAGACCCAUCAAUGUGAAACCUUGUACACUAAUCAGAUUAAGGAAAUGGCUAGUUAACAAGUAUGCAUUUUUCCUGAUUCCUAAGUCAGCACUUCAACCCCACACUCUUAUUCAGUUAUCACUAACCACAUGAUGAUGAUAAUAUGAGAAAUGUCUCUUGUUCAUCACAGUGAUGGAAGUAAGAGCAAUUUUAAUUAGUUUUUGGUUACUAUAACUGCUUUCAUCUCAACUUUUGCUUUUGGAACAUAAAACCAAGCCAAGCGUAGAGAAGCUACAUAUUGGUAGUGCAUGAAUACUUUGGUUUCUAACAUUUAUGUGUUAUGUAAAAAUGUACAGUUGUCAGUGCUAACCAAAUCAAAGGUGAUGGCUUAUAAAUACUCCAGGCUGCUGUGCCACAUACAGUUUUAAAUAUAUUGGUGUACAGAUCUCUUCUGCCUAUGCAACUUCAGAUAAAGCCCCUUAUUCAUACUGACUUCUAAAGUCUGUCUUGCAACAUAACACUGGAAUGACAAGAGGUCCACUGUAUUAUUUAGCUGCCAUUGUUGCAUUUUCACUUAUAGACAAGUGAACACAGAAACAUUGUCUAUUUCUGUCAUUUGGAAGAAUAGACCGGACAGCAUGAAUGUGUCAAAUAACAGCUAGGACCUCUUCUGUCAAGAUUAAACCAUAGUCAAAUAACUCCAGUAAGGGGUUCAGGGUUGACAUUAAAAUGCUGAGGGAUUAGUAUAUAGUGAAGCAUUCUUGUGGAACUAGGCCAGUGUUCCCCCUAAGUGACCUUUGAACCUGUAGCUGGCUUCACAAGGCAGGGAAAUAAAAGUUGACUAGGACCAGAUUCCACAGGGCAGUCCAUGUCUUCAGUAUCUUAAGACAUGGUUUGCAAAGUCAGAAGGUCAUUACCAGAGAAGUAUAGGCAGGUCUUGACUUAAUACAGUGGGAGUUUGUUACAGUGAAUAGUUAAUUGGGAACAUGCCAUACCAACAUUGCAAGAGUAUUUAUGUAGGUUAUAGAGGCUAUUAAAAGUAAAAAUACCAUCCUGAGUGCUUAUUGCAGACUAACCAGGGCUACUGUCAAAAUGUUGGAACAAAUGCUCAACAUGCUUCUGAGAAGUAAAACGUUUGAAGGAAAACUACAAGUUAAGUUGUAAACAUUUUGAGCUGUGUGCAUGGCUUUCUUUUAAAGAUUGAUGUAAGAAUUUUGACUUUUUAUAUCUGAAAUGAUCCUCCAAAAUAAAAAAAAAUUGAAACACAA
Molecule: messenger RNA, 3798 nt
Organism: Podarcis muralis (Common wall lizard)
Lineage: Eukaryota; Metazoa; Chordata; Lepidosauria; Squamata; Lacertidae
Gene: NUDT4
Product: nudix hydrolase 4
Biological process (GO): diadenosine pentaphosphate catabolic process; diphosphoinositol polyphosphate metabolic process; adenosine 5'-(hexahydrogen pentaphosphate) catabolic process
Cellular component (GO): cytoplasm; nucleus
Molecular function (GO): bis(5'-adenosyl)-hexaphosphatase activity; diphosphoinositol-polyphosphate diphosphatase activity; endopolyphosphatase activity
Source: RefSeq, a predicted model, not a curated record